AUGGAACUAAAUAUUAAUAGAAUCUCAUUUAUUAUAAUAUCUGCUUUUAUUCUUUUAACGAAGAUUUUCUUUUUUAACCAUGAUAUGACAACGUUUAACAGAUUUUUAUGCGAAAAAUUUGUGCAUUGUAGAAAAUUAGACACAAGAAAUUAUCGAUUAUUAUCAAAAUAUAAACAGGAUAAAGAUUCAACUAAUGUAUGGUUACCAGAAAAUUUUCCAAAUAAUAGAAAGCGUGAAAAAGAAAAUAUAACUAACAAUAAAAAAUGGGCUUCAGAAAAACAUAAAAAAUCUAAUGACAAUUUAAUGAAUAAGGCUCAAUACUAUACAGAAGUUGUAGAUUACAAUAAUGGAAUAUUUGAUGGAAAACAUUUCCAUUUUGAAAAAAAAUUGAUCAAAAAAAGAGAUUAUGAUGAUUUUCUAGAAAGACAGAGGAGAAUUAUAGAUAUAGCUUUAAAAAAGAUUACGUUUAGAAAUUACGGAUUUGGAGGUACUAUAUUUUUACUGUUUUUCUUGUUGGGAAUAGGACUACCAAUAUUACAAGGAUUUAAGUUGUUGCAAAGUGCAGGGGAUGUUAUUAAAACAUUACCAGGGAUGACAGUCUUGUGGGGAUAUGUGGAAGGAUUACUAGGUGAUGCAAAAUGUCAUUUUUUUAUAAUAUCAUUUGGUAUACUUAUGGUUAUAUUAUUUGUAAUACUUAUAAUAAUGUUUCCUAAGAUCUUAAAAAAUAAUGAAAAAUAUAAUAAAUUGAAGAUGAUGAUGGAGUAA
Molecule: messenger RNA, 765 nt
Organism: Plasmodium malariae
Lineage: Eukaryota; Apicomplexa; Aconoidasida; Haemosporida; Plasmodiidae
Product: fam-m protein
Exons: 2
Coding region: 1-765 (254 amino acids)
Source: RefSeq, a predicted model, not a curated record